Bombina bombina (fire-bellied toad) is the source of this 1149-nucleotide messenger RNA. Its product is annotated as vomeronasal type-2 receptor 26-like. Gene Ontology annotation, cellular component: membrane. The record is from RefSeq and is a predicted model, not a curated record. The transcript has 4 exons. The coding region runs from base 1 to 1149 and encodes 382 amino acids. Gene Ontology annotation, biological process: G protein-coupled receptor signaling pathway. Gene Ontology annotation, molecular function: G protein-coupled receptor activity. NCBI's taxonomy places the organism in Eukaryota, Metazoa, Chordata, Amphibia, Anura, Bombinatoridae.
AUGUUUGACCCAGCAAUGUUUUUAGAAUCUGGACGGGCAGACAUCACUGAAUGCCAACAGCAUGCGCUAUUGGCAUUUGACAUUGCAAAAGCAGUUCUGAUCCCUCCCUCUGUCUGCUCUGCGAGCUGCUUCCCAGGAUACAGAAAGGUCCCACAAGAAGGACGACCCAAGUGCUGCUAUGAUUGUGUCCCAUGUCCAGAAGGAGAGAUCACUAACGUAACUGCAGAUAUGGAUAGUUGCAUCAGAUGCCCUGAUGACCAGUGGUCUAACCCUAGAAGAGAUAAAUGUGUCUCAAGGAUCAUAGAGUUCCUCUCGCAUCAUGAUCCCCUUGGUAUAGUUUUUGCUGUAUCUGCUAUUUCACUCACCGCUGUGACUGUAACCGUAUUUGUGAUAUUUAUUAGACACAAGGAAACUCCAGUCGUAAGAGCCAACAACCAGAACCUCAGCUAUGUGCUACUCAUCUCCCUCAUGAUGUCAUUUCUCUGCUCCUUCCUAUUCAUUGGACGUCCCACAAAGAUUUCCUGUCUUCUUCGACAAGCAGCUUUUGGAAAUAUUUUCACUGUUGCUGUGUCUUGUGUGUUGGCAAAAACUGCCAUUGUUAUCUUUGCCUUUAGGGCAACAAAACCCGAUAGUAGAAUGAGGAGGGGGUUUGGUAAGAAUAUCUCAAGCUCCCUGAUACUUAUCUGCUCCUUUGGGGAGGUUUUCAUAUGUGUUGUAUGGGUCAUAUACUCUGCUCCAUUUCCUGAAUUUAAUACCCAGGUAGAGAUUGCCAAGACAAUACUACAAUGUAAUGAAGGGUCUAUAACGGCAUUCUACUUUAGUAUUGGUUACAUGGGGCUGUUGGCUUUAUUUAGUUUUAGUGUAGCAUUUUUAGCCAGAAAACUGCCGGACACUUACAAUGAAGCUCAGUACAUUACCUUCAGCAUGCUGGUGUUCUGCUGUGUUUGGGUCACAUUUAUCCCAGCCUACCUCAGCACCAAAGGCAAAUACAUGGUGGCUGUAGAGAUAUUUGCUAUCCUGGCAUCUGGUGCUGGACUCCUGUGUUGUAUCUUUAUGCCCAAAUGUUAUAUUAUACUAAUGAGACCUGAUCUAAAUGUGAGGGUCAGUAUAAAGGUGGAAAGAAAAGGCAAAAGAUUAAUAUCAAGUUAA